Molecule: messenger RNA, 391 nt
Organism: Urocitellus parryii (Arctic ground squirrel)
Lineage: Eukaryota; Metazoa; Chordata; Mammalia; Rodentia; Sciuridae
Gene: Iqcj
Product: IQ motif containing J
Source: RefSeq, a predicted model, not a curated record
AUGGAAGCAGAGGACACGUUCCAGGGACAGCUGGGAAACAAGAUCCUCAGCACUGGUUUCCGAGAAAGCCAUGCACAGGAAGAGCUGAAAAGAUUGCAGAACCCUUUAGAACAAGUCCACGAUGGGAAGUAUUUGCUUGAAAACUGCCGGCUGGCCACAGAUGUGCAGAAUAAUGUUGAAAAAUAUCUAAAUCUGCAGCCCUUGGAAUCAAGGGUCAAGAUCAUCCAGCGGGUGUGGCGCGAGCAUCUGCAGCGGCAGGAGCCCCUGGAGAAGAGGAGCCCGUCGCCACCUUCAGUGUCCUCCGGCAGGUUGAGCAGCUCCAGCAGCGUGAACACCUUCUCCGACAGCAGCACACCUGAGAUGCCAGAAAUCCACGGAGAAGAUGUGGAAG